GAUCAAGCAUUCGCUGUGGACGGUGGCUUCUACGCGUGCGUGUACGAGCGCCAGCAGCCCGUGUGGCAGCAGACCGCCUUCUCCCAGAGCUCCUCCUCGGCUAGCUCUCCACUCCUCUAUCCCUUCGUCCACCCCACACCCACUCACCCCCCUUCCCCACGCGCGCAGGAUCAAGCAUUCACUGUGGACGAUGUCAGCCCAUAUGGCAGACUAUCCUCUCCCCUACUCAGCUUGCCGUCUGUUCCCCUCUCUUCCUCGCUGUUCCCCGCCCUCAGGAUCAAGCAUUCACUGUGGACGAUGGCUUCUACGCGUGGGAUGUAUGAGCGCCAGCAGCCCGUGUGGCAGACCAUCCUCUCGUUCAUGCUGCCGGUCUUCACAGUGGCGUGCUGCCUCUUCCCCGUCUUCCCCCACUGGUGCAAGCUCACUGUGCUCUACUUUCUCCUCGGCUUGAUCGCCCUGAUCUUCCUCCUCCUCUUUGUGCGGGUGGCCAUAUUUGGAGUCAUCUGGCUGGCUCUGGGCAAGCGCGUGUGGUUCUUCCCCAGCAUCCUCGCGGAGGAGGGCUCGCUGGCGGAGCUCUUCCGCUUCUGGCCAGAUAAGGACGACAAGCGCCGCCGCUAAGAUCACGACCCGGCUGGCUGUGGCUGUGAUGCUGGCAUUCACGUUCUGGCUCAUGGUGACCUACGCCCCCGACCAAGAGCAGCGCGCAAAGUACCAGAAGAAAGUGUCCAACAUUAUUGACGACGUUUUACAAUGGAAACCGCAGAUGCUUACAGGGAAGACAACGCCGGCUGCCCCUGCUAAUGCUACAUCAGCCAAUCAGACGUCCGCAAAUGCCACUGCUGACAACUCCACAAGCUCCGACGCUACUGCAGAAACGGUGGAGGCUAAGGCAUCUAGCAGCGGUGGUAGCGAUGCCUCUGGUGGCAGCAGCACUAACACAGAGAGCAAGGAUGUAUUCGAGGAGCAGUUGUCGGGAGGUACCCAAAAGAAGACGGGAAUGGAAGCAGGUGCUUGACUAGAGUAUGGUAAUGAUUCCCUAGAAAUCAGCAGGUGUCUGCAUUAGUUAUUGGAGUUAUUGUUAUUGUGCAGAUCAGAUGUAUGCUGUAUUGCAGGCAGCCAGCCACAGACCACCACCACCUCCACCAUCAUCUCUUGCUCCACCUCCGCACUCCGCGUCUUCGCCGCUUCCCGUACGGUAACCUCCCCGCCACGCGCUUUCUGGUGUCUCAGAAACAAUGGCUGACGACGAGCCUGUGGAUCCGAAGCUCGAGAUUGAGGAGGGCUGCCGGCCGAAGUGCGUAAAGCAGCUGCUCGCGUAUGAGGCUUGUGUGAAGAGGAUCGAGGGCGACGAGACUGGGGAGAAGCAUUGCACUGGCCAGUACUUCGACUACUGGGCGUGCAUCGAUAAAUGCGCGGCUCCUAAAAUCUUCGCCCAGCUAAAAUGAUGGCUUACCGUACAUUCACUCACCUACCGUAUGGUAAAGCUGGCUGAUGUGAUGUGCACCCGCUGUUGCUGAAGGCAUUUUCUGGCCAUGAAAUGCACUGUACCACUACUUGACAUUCUUUCAAAUAUAUGCAGUGCAGUGGUGGCUCAGGUAGCGCUUGAGGCAUUGGCAUUUCCCUUUCUCUGGUCGAAGUACUGGUAACUGGAAGGAUCUGCACAAAUAUCGUUUGUCCAAUCAAAAUCAGAGGGGGGAGAGAGAGAACCUGAAGGAAAGUCCACCUGAUGGAAAGUACAUCAAAGGCCGCUGCAGUGUGUAUGACUUAGGAAUGCAGUUUUGGUU
This is a messenger RNA of Closterium sp. NIES-67, 1784 nucleotides long. NCBI's taxonomy places the organism in Eukaryota, Viridiplantae, Streptophyta, Zygnematophyceae, Desmidiales, Closteriaceae. The record is from the annotation of a GenBank genome assembly.